Messenger RNA from Protopolystoma xenopodis, 567 nucleotides. The record is from the annotation of a GenBank genome assembly. Lineage: Eukaryota; Metazoa; Platyhelminthes; Monogenea; Polystomatidea; Polystomatidae.
AUGUGGCUCUUGGCGCCGCUUCUGGCCUGGAAAAAAGCCAGCCCCAGAGACGACAAGGGGCCGCCAUUCUCAGACGUCCCUGCCUCCACUGCCUUAUCGGCCCGGCCAGUCGGACUCUGGCUGGAAGAGGAGGCACCGGAGAAUCGGACACAGUUGGUAGCACUCUCGGCUCGCACACACGAGGCGGGGUUACUACAGACCCGACCGGAGCGACUAGGGAGGACGAAUGAAGCUGCGCUCUAUGCACACACACACACACACUUUCUCUCACACAAUUGCCAGUCCAACAACCAAAGAGGACACGCAAGUGCACCGACGUCUCCGCCACCCUCAACUGCACAUAUUGGAGGCGUGAACAGCACCAUUUGUUGGUACUCCCCCACACAUGCAAUGUUUACAUGUGCCGGUUGGCACUCCGUUUCGCCUUGCUUCGUUAGAAUCGGUCCGGACAGGCAGUGGCAGAUGCGUCUCACGUAUGACAGAGUGGCACUGCACUCGAUUCGCCAAGGCCCCACAAAGCGUUGCCAGGUCGACUGUCUCCGUAACGGAUUGGGGAACCUGACUUAA